Messenger RNA from Agrilus planipennis (emerald ash borer), 1472 nucleotides. RefSeq names its product CD82 antigen. The record is from RefSeq and is a predicted model, not a curated record. Gene Ontology annotation, cellular component: membrane. Lineage: Eukaryota; Metazoa; Arthropoda; Insecta; Coleoptera; Buprestidae. The transcript is spliced from 4 exons. The coding region runs from base 24 to 815 and encodes 263 amino acids.
AUUAACUAAGGUAAAAUAAAAACAUGAGUGCUGGACGAUGUUAUGGUAUAAUAAAGUAUCUUAUGGUUGCUGUGAAUCUUAUCUUUUUUAUACUAAGCGUUGGCAUAGUGGUAAUAUCUGUUUGGAUGUUAGUAGACCCUACAUUUUACAUUUCUUUAACUCAAGAUUCUGGCAAUUAUCAGAUAUCUACUUACAUUUUUUUAUUCACUGGUCUUCUGUUAUUACUUGUAUCAUUUUUGGGAUGUUAUGGAGCUUGCAAAGAAUCUACUUGUUUACUUGUUUCUUUUUUCUCAUUUUUAUUAAUUAUAAUUGUCGCACAAGUGGCAAUAGGUAUUUGGGCUUACACAAACUCAGAUACUUUAGAAAAGUAUGUACGAUAUGCUGUUAAGUCUAUAGUACAAGAAGAAUAUUAUGUGAAUGAUCAACGUAAAGCUCUAUUUGAUGACAUCCAAAGAGGCUUAGAAUGUUGUGGUGCAGAUCGACCUAGUGACUGGAAUCCGAGCUCUUUUAGUAGAGUUAAUGUGACAAUUUCAUCAGAUACGAGCAUAUACAAAAUUCCCACUUCAUGUUGUCGUAUGGAUAUGGACAAUUCUGACUGUUUAAAAGGACAUAUGACUACUAAAAUAGGUGGCCAAAUAGAUUAUGACAUCAUAUUUCGAGAGGGCUGCACAAAUAAACUGAUAAACAGAUUAUGGUAUUAUGUGAAUACUGCCUAUACAGUAGGACUUGCUGCUGUUGUCAUCGAGCUGUUAGGAUUAAUAUUUUCGACAAUUUUAGCUUGUGGUGCCGAUCGAUCCUCACGUUACAAGGCAUAAUAAAUCCUUUGACGUUUCUUUACCAUGAAAAAUAACGAAUCUCCGUCUCAAAUUGAUUAAUAUUUCUUACUGCCUCAUUAAAAGCAAAAAGAUAUAUAUUUUUUCUGUUUAAAAGUGCAAAUUUUUACAUACAUAAGUAACAUUAAUGUUAUAUUCAAUUAACUCAUUUAAUGCUUGUGUAAAUUAAUUCUUUUGUAUAUGUACUUUAACAUUCUUAUUGCAUUUUAAUACUAAUAACGUGCCUUUUUGUGACUGUGGAAUGUUUUAUAAAUAUUUUCAAUAGGACUUGCAGAGAGGAAAUUAUGAAAUAUCGUUUUUAAAAGUUAAUUAAAUGAAACAUGCACACAAUACGUUUUCAAAUGUUUCAGUUACGUUUUAUUCAAAUACUACUUAUGUUUCUACCUUCUAAGUCUGUUUACUUGUGAUGAUUUAGAAGGUCGAAGCAUUUAAAGUUUUAAAUAAAAUAUAACCGAAAAAUUUAAAAGCAUUUUUGUGUACUUUCUCAAAUAAAAAUUAUUUUUGUAGAUGUUCUGAUAUUAUUCUGUACUUGAAGCUUAAUAGAUUAGCAAUAACCCGUUUUUGUCACUGUAUGUUUGUAUUAGUAGGUAUAAUUUAUUUAUUUAUUUUUAGUAAAAAGGCUACAAUAUUAACUUGCAU